This is a messenger RNA of Silurus meridionalis, 3678 nucleotides long. It is a transcript of the gene porcn, whose product is annotated as porcupine O-acyltransferase. Bases 161 to 1552 code for a protein of 463 amino acids. The transcript has 15 exons. The record is from RefSeq and is a predicted model, not a curated record. Gene Ontology annotation, cellular component: membrane; endoplasmic reticulum. Lineage: Eukaryota; Metazoa; Chordata; Actinopteri; Siluriformes; Siluridae. Gene Ontology annotation, biological process: lipid modification; protein palmitoylation; Wnt protein secretion. Gene Ontology annotation, molecular function: palmitoleoyltransferase activity; Wnt-protein binding.
CCCCACAUGAGCUCCUCAGUGUAGAUCAGGAUAAGAGCAUCAUCAGGACCAGGCGUGCAGGGUGUAGAUCUUACUGACCAAACCGACACGGUAGCGGAAUCUCCGCCUCCGCAACCAAACCAGUCUGAGAAGGGAGAAAUCUGGCAACUAAAAGAAAACCAUGGGGGCUCUCAGUCGACAGAAAUUCUUCGAGGAGCUUCCUCUGGGCUGCUUGCUUCCAACUGCUCAGCAGGGUCUGCUGCAAGUGUGGCAGCUGCUGAUCAUGUGUUUAGCUUGCAGACUCCUGUGGAGAAUUGGUCACCUGCCCACAUACAUAAAGCACCUCAGCACAAUUGCAUGUGGCUUUUACACCCUCUACCUGUUCUUUGAGUUGCACAUGGUGUGGGUGGUGCUGCUCAGUCUUCUCUGCUACCUCAUCCUCUUCCUGUGCCGCCACUCCAACACUCGUGGCCCCUUUCUUUCUAUCACAGUUCUCAUCUACCUCCUGCUGGGGGAGCUGCAUAUGAUGGACAUGAACAGUUGGCACAAAAUGAGAGGUUCUCAGAUGGUAGUUGCUAUGAAGGCGAUCUCUCUUGCCUUUGAUUUGGACAAAGGCACAGUGGAAAAGGUUCCCUCUCCAGUGGAGUUUAUGGGCUAUAUUUACUUUGUUGGCACUGUCAUAUUUGGGCCCUGGAUAAGCUUCAGCAGCUACAGGGAGGCAGUAGAAAGCAAAGAGAUUAGUGUCUCCUGGUUGGUGAAGGUGAUCAGCAGCUGGAUAAAGAGCCAGGUUUGCCUGGUGAUCUCCAACUGUGUUGCUCCUUACCUCUUUCCCUACUUCAUUCCUGUCUUUGGAGACAAACUACAGAAAAAUAAGAAGAGGAGAAAGAACAGAGGUUUUUUUGCAAGGUGGUUAAUGGGCUAUCAACACAGGAUGGGCUUCUUUUAUAGCAAUUAUUUUGUAAGCUAUUUGAGCGAAACCACAACCACACUGUCAGGUGCAGGCUUUACAGAAGAGAAGGACCACCUCAAGUGGGACCUUUCAAUGGCUAAUCCAAUAAAUGUUGAGUUUCCCAGGUCUAUGUCAGAGGCUGUUAUUUCCUGGAACCUGCCCAUGUCUCAGUGGCUCAAUAUUUAUGUAUUCAAGAAGGCUCUCAAAUUCGGGACAUUUCAGGCCAUCCUCAUCACUUACACAACCAGCACUUUGCUGCAUGGAUUAAGCUUUCACAUUGCAGCUGUGUUAUUUAGCCUCGCCUUCCUGACAUAUAUUGAGUAUGAAUUGAGGAAAAAACUGUCCAUUAUGCUAAAUGCAUGUGUCCUUUCCAAGAGAUGUCCAUCAGACUGCAAACACCAAAACAAGAAGGCAUUUUGGGUUUAUUUUAUUAAUGGAGCAUUUAGUGUGCUAGCAGUAUUGCACUUCACUUACCUGGCCUCAGUCUUCGGCUCAAGUGAUGAUGAUACAGACUCAGAUGAGGACGGCAUGGCCAAUCAUACUAUUUAUAAAUGGAGCGAACUGAACUGGACAAGUCACUGGCUGACCUUUGGCCUCUGGGUUGUAUACCGCAUUAUUAUGUAAACACAGACUAUGUAAAGAGAUUAGAUGGACAGGAAGCAAAGAUAAUUUAUAAUUUGCAUCUGCGGUGGUGGGCACCUCCACAUGACUUCACUGUGAAUUCCUCAUGCAUUGGAGGAGUAGAGAACUAAAACCUCUGACAAAUCUGGACUUUAUCUGAUCAUCAGUACAACAUCAGUAUGGACACACACAUGAGCACUAUUAGCACCAUUAGAACCAAGUUUUCUCUGUGGAUUCUUUAAACAAUUCAUUCUUCCAAGAGUAAGCAGCAAGACCUAUAAUCUACUUUCCUUCAUUGUAUGUAUAUAUAAUUUUAAAUAAUUAUAUCAAUAUUAGUAUAUAAACAAAUGUAUUAAUGAUUAGAUAAUGACAAUUUUAUUUAAUUUUAAUCAAUGAACACUGUAUUGCACAUGCAAACUUUUAAAGUAUUAUAUUUAACUUUGCAUUGUCUUUACACAAAUGAAGGAUUUUAAGGUAUUUUUAAAAGCAUUGCUUGGUGAGUUAAACUGGGGAACAAACCUUUGAUUUACACUUCUCCUUAAUUGGAACCAUAUCAUUCCACCAAUGAUUUGGAAAAAAUCACUAAAACCCACUUCCAGAUGGAUAUGGAUUCAAUCUGGCUCGCUUUUAUAUUGUUUAGGGUCACCUAGGGUGAUUCUCAAAGGCGGAGUAAAAAAUUCAAACCUGUGUAUUGAUUUAAUUGGAUUGAAUUGUAGUCCACAGAUUAAAUAUCAUAAACAUGCUGCCAUCAUAAUGCAGAUUUGUUUCAAGUAAAAGGGUGAUACAAAAUUAAAUGUUAAAAAUGCAAUAAUGUAGUAAAUAAAACCCAAAUCUUAGCACAUAUACAGUAUUAUCUAGGUUUAUACACCAACUGUGUGCAAAAUCCGAUAGACUUUAUGUCAUAUGAGAAAAUUAGGUUUAGUGUUUAGGGCGGGAGAUCCGACAAAUAUUUUACAGAUAACUACAGCCUGCAUUUGCCCAAUCAAAUAGAACUGGAUUUAUUUUCAUAGUGACUAUGAGCCCGUGCAGAUUGUAUUGUGUAUUUCAUAAUAAAAUGAAACUACUCAAGUAUUGGACUUUUUACCGGAUUUAAUAAGAUAUUUAAAUAUUAGGUAGAUGAUUAGCAAAUCCUAUUACUUAAUUUCUAUGUUCUUCCUCUUGUACUAAUAUUUUUAUCUUAUACAUUAUAGCACACACAUACACACAGGGUUGGGCAAAGAUACAGCAAAAUUUAUUUAAGAAAUAAACUACAAAAUACAACAGAUACACUAUAUACAAAAUAAGAUACUGUAUUUUUGUAUUUUAAAAAUUCUAAAAAAUACUUUCACAAGGGAUGAAAUUUCUGUGCAAACCAUUAAUUGGCAUAUUUGAUCUGUUCGGUUGAUUAAGUAAACUGAUUCGGUUGAUUAAUGUUUAAUAGCAACAAUGUUUAAUAGCAACAGCUUUUCUCUGGCCGAUUCACGCAAUAAAUCUGAAAUAUAUCCCAGAUUAAGGUUAGUUUUAAAGCUUUUUAUCUGUUAAGCUGUUUUUAAUCAACAGUUUAAUGUUUAACAGUUUGCGAAUGACUCAUAAUUGUAUCCUAAUUUAGUUACUUGGUGUUUGGUAAAGAAGGGCUACUUUGCAUCAGCAACACGGACUUAAUGACAAACAAGUCAUUCAUAAAAAGACAACUGAUGGCACCUCUAUUCAUAUCAACUAGUUUCUAAAUAGUUAAUCAUUUGAUAGUUAAUUAUAAAUAUAAUAAUAGAUUAUGUGUCAGGCAGUCAUUCAUGCAUUGGUGUGCAAAAUCAUGAUCCUACUAAACAGUUGCUUCAAAUAGGAUACAAUAUUCGGCAAACAAAUAUUUAUUUAUCAAUCAUUGGACACCUUUUUGAAAGCUGGCAGCCUGCACAUUUCUUACCUUCACCACCUUCUUCCAUAUAAAUACAUUCUCUGUUCUGAUUUCAACAAGUCUGGGCAAACUACUACUACUGAGUAGGCACCGAUCAGAGGCCGCAUUUUUAUGAUGUCAACAUGUAGAAUUCUAAAGUAUUUUACAGUAUUUUAAAACUACAAAAAUACAAAACACUAAAGUAUUUUGAUAGAAAAUAUAAAGGCAUUUUCAUCAACCCUAUCAAAUACAAUUGACA